Molecule: messenger RNA, 1834 nt
Organism: Phycodurus eques (leafy seadragon)
Lineage: Eukaryota; Metazoa; Chordata; Actinopteri; Syngnathiformes; Syngnathidae
Gene: cdc20
Product: cell division cycle 20 homolog
Exons: 11
Coding region: 88-1590 (500 amino acids)
Biological process (GO): positive regulation of anaphase-promoting complex-dependent catabolic process; positive regulation of ubiquitin protein ligase activity; anaphase-promoting complex-dependent catabolic process
Cellular component (GO): anaphase-promoting complex
Molecular function (GO): anaphase-promoting complex binding; ubiquitin ligase activator activity; protein binding
Source: RefSeq, a predicted model, not a curated record
AAAAUAUUUGAAAGGUUGGUCAACUUCUCCUCCGCGUAUUGGACUGUGCUUCACGUCGCACACACAGCCAGAGCGAGAUCCUUGACAAUGGCCCAGUUCGGACUGGAGAACGACAUCAGCAACACGCUCAAGCUGGACGUGCCCAUCACCAAUGCUCCGAUUGCCCGCUGGCAGAGGAAAGCUAGCUCGUCCAACGCGGCCGCCGGCGGCUUGUCCCCGGGCAGGCCUGCCAACGUCUCCCUGAACUCCUCCAAGACGCCCGGUAAGACGCCAGGGCGACGGAAAGUGACUCCAUCAAAGACUCUGCAGGGGGACCGCUUCAUUCCCGUUCGGCACGAAAAACAAAUGGAAGUGGCGAGUUUCUUGCUCUCCAAAGAGAAUCAGCCCAAGGAAGACAACGUUUCAGCGGUUUCAUUGGAACAGCAGAAGUCGUGGUCCGUCACGCUGAAUGGCUGCAACCUAGAAGAGGCCCGCAUCCUGCAGUUCAGUGGAAAACCAACAGUUAACCCAGAUGGCCAACACAACUCUAUGAAGUCUCUCUACAGUCACACAAUAACACCCAUGUCCAUCAAAAAGACACGAUACAUAUCUUCAACCGCCGACAGAAUUUUGGAUGCACCUGAGAUUCGGAAUGAUUUUUAUUUGAAUCUGAUGGACUGGAACAGCCGCAACAUUCUAGCAGUGGCUCUUCAAAACAGCGUGUACCUGUGGGACGCCACUCACGGAAACAUCAUCCACCUCAUGACUAUGGAGAACGAUGCAGACUACAUCAGCUCACUGUCCUGGACCAAGGAGGGCAGCUACCUGUCUGUUGGCACCAGUGACUGCACAGUCCAAUUGUGGGAUGUGGAACAAGAGAAAUGUCUUCGCAGUAUGACCAGCCACUCUGCACGAGUCUGCAGCUUGAGUUGGAAUAGCCACAUCCUUUCCAGCGGCAGCAGGUCGGGUCAGAUCCACCACCACGAUGUGAGGGUGGCGGAGCACCACAUCUUCACCUUGCAGGGCCACUCGCAGGAGGUGUGCGGGCUGAAGUGGUCGCCGGACGGCCGCUACCUGGCCAGCGGCGGCAACGACAACCUGGUAUGCGUCUGGCCCAGCGUGGCUCAGGGGGGCCGCGGGGACGCCAACCAGGCGCUGCACACCCUCGGUCUCCACAAGGGUGCAGUCAAGGCUUUGGCCUGGUGUCCUUGGCAAUCGGGCAUCCUGGCUUCGGGCGGCGGCACCACGGACUGUCACAUCCGUGUCUGGAACGUCAACAGCGGCUCCUGCCUCAGCUCGCUCAACACGCAGUCCCAGGUGUCUGCACUAGCAUUUGCUCCGAAUUACAAGGAACUGAUCUCCGCACACGGCUUCGCAAACCAUAACUUGGUCAUCUGGAAGUACCCGUCCAUGGCAAAAGUCUCAGAGCUCAACGGACACAGCGAGCGAGUCCUCAACAUCGCCAUGAGUCCGGACAGCUCCACGGUGGCUAGCCUGGCGGCGGACGAGACCAUGCGACUGUGGAAGAGCUUCGAGGUGGACCCUAAGAAAAAACCCAAAGACAAGAUGCCCCGAUCUCUUGGCUCGGCCUUCACUCAGUCUAUAAGAUGACUUUGGUUGAGUCGUUUGGAUUUGCAAUCAUUGUUUCUAGCCAGUCUUUUACUUUUUUUAAUCGGGUGUUAAAGUGCGUUUGGUCACUUGCCCUUCAUGCUGACCUUUUCACAGAUUAAUUUGAGUUAUUUUCUCUUUUCACCAUACAUGACAUGUUUUAAUGUAUUUGACAAUUAGCUUCUUGGCAUUGAUGCUGUUUUGCGUACAAUAUCUAACUUAUGAAUAAAGCUUUUUCCCAUUACAA